Molecule: messenger RNA, 501 nt
Organism: Macrobrachium nipponense
Lineage: Eukaryota; Metazoa; Arthropoda; Malacostraca; Decapoda; Palaemonidae
Exons: 3
Coding region: 1-501 (166 amino acids)
Source: RefSeq, a predicted model, not a curated record
AUGGCCUCAGGCCAUUUGGUAUCUGGACCUACUGGCACUUCUGUCGGAGGCUUCGCGAGAGAUUCCCCCGUGGCACAACCUGCUGUGUCAACUGCAUGUGGAACAGCACCACCAGGCAGUACAUUUCUUGUGUCUUCAAGGCUGUUUGAAAUGUUCUUCAGUGAUGAUGAUGAUGAUGAUGAUGAUGAUGAUGAUGAUGAUGAUGAUUAUGAUUAUGAUGAUUAUGUGGUUUUGAUGAAUCCAGAUCCUCUACCCUGUCAGGGAACAAAAGGUGGCAAUUCUCUGUGUGAAAACCCAGACAAGGUAUCGGGUGGAAGAGCAGACAUCGCACCUGCACAGAACAUCUCUGAUGACAACUUUGGGGGUAAAAUAUUGGGAAAACGGGGCCUUAUGGUAAAUAAGCGUGUUAGAGAGGCAGAUGAGAACUCUGGUAUAUCGUGUGUUAAUUUGUCGCCUACCAGGAAAAGGAUUCGAGUAGACAUGAAAGGUACUGUACUGUAA